AUGGUACGAUAUGCUGCUCUUAAAGGACUCUACGACCUGGAAAAGACCAUCGGUAGCGGCGGUUUUGCUAAAGUCAAAUUGGCAACUCACGUUGCUACCGGUGAGAAGGUUGCUAUUAAAAUUAUGGACAAGACAACAUUGGGUGAAGAUCUACCAAGAGUAAAGCUGGAAGUAGAGGCUCUUAAGACAUUGUUGCAUCAACAUAUCUGCAGACUCUAUCAGGUCAUAGAGACAGAGAGUCAUUAUUUUAUGGUGAUAGAAUAUUGCUCUGGAGGAGAAUUGUUUGACCAUAUAGUGGAAAAAAAUAGAUUAUCAGAAGCUGACUCUCGUAAGUUUUUUCGUCAAAUAGUUUCUGCUGUGGCUUAUAUGCACAAUUUGGGAUACGCUCACAGGGACUUGAAACCUGAGAAUGUUUUGUUGGAUAAAGAAGAGAACUUAAAAUUAAUUGACUUUGGACUAUGUGCGAAACCCAGGACUGGAAUGCAAUCACACUUGUAUACCUCUUGUGGUUCUCCUACUUAUGCCGCUCCAGAACUUAUAAUGGGAAAAAAAUAUUUAGGCUCAGAAGUAGACAUUUGGAGCAUGGGAGUUCUCCUUUAUGCUUUAUUGUGUGGCUUUCUACCCUUUGACGACAAUAAUUUGGAGACUUUGUAUAAAAAGAUACUUAAUGGCAAAUACGAUGAACCAUAUUGGUUGUCUAAUGAUAGUAAAAUGCUAAUCAGAAAGAUGCUGCAAAUCGACCCAGCGAAGAGAAUCACUAUUGACGAACUAUGUAAUCAUCCGUGGAUUACAUCAAAUUCUCUGAAACCUGUAUCAUUCGUCCACAGAACCAAUUUUGAAAAGGAUGACGAAGUAUUGAGCACUAUGUCCGCUAUUUGUGGUGAGAACAGCACUGACAUAUGGAGGAAACUUGUGAAAAGCGAUCGGUCUGAUUAUAGAACGGCUACAUAUUUGUUAUUACUUGAUAGGAAACCACGUGGACUUUCGUUGAAAGUAACUCCUGUAACAAGAUCAUAUUUUAAGACCCAAGUGAAUGGCAUCAAUUUUCCACAACGUGAAGCAGGAGUGAACAAUUUUAUUACUAAACUCGACCAGUCUCCAAGAUCCAGAAGGAACGACAGAAAAUCUCCUGUGAUUGAUGUGACAUAUAACGUUUUGCCUAAUCCAGAUAAUAAUACUGUGAAUAACUUCACAGAACCUUGUAUACCAACACGAAAAAGAUUACGAAGCAGAGAACCUGAUGACGUAUCAUCUCCUGCGAAAAGGCCAACUGAAAAGAAUAGAUUGAAUAGUACUUCAACGCAAUCCGUAACACCGGAGGCCAGAAAUACUCAAGUGUCCACACCCAGCAGUGCGAGAAAAGUUAUGAUGGGCUUAGAGCGAGGAUUGAAUCGGGUAAGAUACGUUCUCACUCCGAAGAGACGAGUGAAGAACGAAAAUGCAGAUCCCGAUGAACCGAGCAUAUUGUCCGGUAAGGGCCUCUCCAAUGUGUCUUCAACAUGUAGUAGUUGUCCAAAGUAUGUUCUCUCAAAAUUACGAAGAGCGCUUCGACGAAAGGGUAUAAUGUGUCGUCAGAAAGGAUUUAUCUUGCAAGGUGAAACCGAGGAAUCUUCGGAAGAUAAGAAGGAAUUGUCGAAGUCGAUUUGCUCGCAGAAUUCCUGUUCCUUUGAACUCGAGGUCUGCCUUUUGGAGACUGGUUCGAACGACAAACCAUUAGUUGGCAUUCGUCGGAAGAGGUUGAAGGGUGACGCGUGGGUGUACAAGCGCGUUUGCGAAGAAGUUCUCGCUCUAGCAGCUGAGGAUAUUUCUACAGAUCAAGAAGGUUCUUCCGAGUCCAAGUGUCCUAUUUGAGAGGACUAAUUCAGUCUCGUAGUUGUACGUGUAUCUACGGUAUAUAGAUUUCUUAAUACAUACGUCCUCAAUAAUCCAAGAUAUGUUUGCACAUGUCUUGAUCUCUUAGCUAUUAAUGAUAUUAAGAUUUAUAUAUUUUAUAAAAAA
Messenger RNA from Dinoponera quadriceps, 1998 nucleotides. RefSeq names its product maternal embryonic leucine zipper kinase-like. The transcript is spliced from 12 exons. The record is from RefSeq and is a predicted model, not a curated record. Gene Ontology annotation, cellular component: cytoplasm. Gene Ontology annotation, molecular function: tau-protein kinase activity; protein serine/threonine kinase activity; ATP binding. Gene Ontology annotation, biological process: intracellular signal transduction; microtubule cytoskeleton organization; protein phosphorylation. Lineage: Eukaryota; Metazoa; Arthropoda; Insecta; Hymenoptera; Formicidae. The coding region runs from base 1 to 1851 and encodes 616 amino acids.